Messenger RNA from Dioszegia hungarica, 1323 nucleotides. RefSeq lists its product as uncharacterized. Gene Ontology annotation, cellular component: membrane. NCBI's taxonomy places the organism in Eukaryota, Fungi, Basidiomycota, Tremellomycetes, Tremellales, Bulleribasidiaceae. The transcript has 5 exons. The record is from RefSeq and is a predicted model, not a curated record. The coding region runs from base 1 to 1323 and encodes 440 amino acids.
AUGAUAUCCUCAUCAAAUGGGAAAGCUCCAUCUACCUCCAAACCGGCCGGGGCUGCCGCUCGAGAUGGGGUCUAUCCCCUCUCCCCUGGAUCAGACGACCCCCACCUCCCCUCUAUCGACCAGAACCCCUACGCCCCCUCCUCAACCUCGACAUCAAGCCUCAAGCCCUCGUCUCAAGUCAAAGAUGCCCUCUACUCGCCAAUAGCGCGAUACCCCCAACCCUCCUCCCACCCUUCAUCGACGGGGUUCCCUCCACCGCGCCUUACCCCCUCCCCCUCCCCCUCCCCCUCCCCCUCUGGCCUCUCGACGCUCGACCGCCUUCUGACAUCUCUCGGUAUCCCCGCACCCGUACUCACCCUCAUCAAAGCCAAUACUGGCCUCCUCCUCGUCGCCUCCUCCCAGAUCUUCUUCGUGGGGAUGGGAUUGACUGCCAAAUUCUUCGUCAGUUCGACCUCAUUGUCGACAUUCACGCUCAUCUUCGUCCGCAUGUCCAUCACCGCCCUCUUCUCCGGCCUCUGGCUACACUACACCGGCAAUCCAAAUCCAUUCCUCGGUCCGCCUGAUCCGCGAAUACGGAGACUGCUCGUCUUGCGCGGCUUUAUGGGAUUUGGCGGUCUCUUCUCCAACUACCAGAGUCUGCGAGGAUUGAGCGUGAGCGAUUCAGUGACGAUACAAUUCUUAGCGCCGAAUAUCACGGCCGUGCUGGGCUGGGUGGUGCUCGGGGAGGUACUGGGGUGGAGGGAGAUCAGUGCGGGCGUGGCGUGCCUGGGAGGGGUGUUGUUGGUUUCGAGGCCGCCGUUCUUGUUUGGGACCGCGGCUGGGGCGGAAGGGGGGGAUGCGGGCAUCACACAUGCGGAUAGGCUGUUGGCGGUCGGAUGGGCUUUUGUGGCCGUGUCGUUUGCUUCGUGUGCUUACAUCACGAUCCGCAAGAUUGGCAAACAAGCACACGCGAUGCAUUCGAUGUUGUACUUUUGCUACGCUUGCCUCAUCACCAGCUUCAUCGGUACGAUCGUCCAAUUCAGAUCUUUCGUGUUCAUACAAUCCUGGAAAGAGUUCUGGUUGAUCAUGCUCAUCGGUGUAUUCGGCUUCAUUGGCCAAAUCCUGCUCACCUUCGGACUCCAACGUGAAAAAGCCGGACGCGCAAGUCUGGCAAUGUACCUCUCCCUCUUCUACUCGCUCAUCUUUGAGUUGGUGUUCUUUGGGACGGUACCGCCGUUCUUGAGUCUCCUAGGGGCGUUUAUCAUCAUCGUCUCCGCUGUUUGGGUUGCGGUAUGUCUUCUUCCAUUUCCCCAGAAUUUGUUCCACUUCAUUCUCCCAUUCUGA